Messenger RNA from Coprinopsis cinerea okayama7#130, 1437 nucleotides. RefSeq names its product CMGC/SRPK protein kinase. The record is from RefSeq and is a predicted model, not a curated record. NCBI's taxonomy places the organism in Eukaryota, Fungi, Basidiomycota, Agaricomycetes, Agaricales, Psathyrellaceae. Bases 1 to 1437 code for a protein of 478 amino acids. The transcript has a single exon. Gene Ontology annotation, biological process: spliceosomal complex assembly; regulation of mRNA processing; protein phosphorylation. Gene Ontology annotation, molecular function: ATP binding; protein kinase activity.
AUGGCUAGCCCUUACCCGCCAAUUUCUAUAGGAGGCCCUGGUGGCGACUACCGCUACCGUCCUUCGAACCUCGACGACGUCGAAAAUGUUGAAAACUACGUCGAAGGAGUCUACCAUCCCGUCUCUAUUGGCGACACCCUCGCCAACGGCCGCUAUAAACUCAUUCACAAGCUGGGCUUUGGCGGUUCCUCCACCGUAUGGCUUGCUCGGGACCAACAACCAGAUUCUACCACUCCAGACGCGGCCAGCUUGGUGGCGCUGAAAGUCAUGGCCGCGCAUUUUUCAGACAGGCCCCCUUCGGCAAUGCAGGAGCUUCUCGUUCCUGAGAAACUGCACGCCUUGUUUUCCGAGUCUCGUCAUCCCGUAAAAGACCACAUCCACCGUAUCCACAGGCAUUUCACCGAAACUGGACCCAACGGGACGCAUCUCUGCUUGGUGGCGCCCUUUUGUGGCCCGAGUCUCCUUGCUGUUGCCGAUAACCUCUCGUAUCGGUACCACAGGAGAAUCGAAGGGCGCGUUGCACGACGGUUGGCGAAACAAGCUGCACUCGUCAUCGAGCGCAUGCAUAGUGCCGGCAUGGUCCAUGGAGGUUCGUGCUUUGACGUCUCUGUGCGACCUAUCCUCACCCAGUGUCUGUUUCGCAACUUUACAGAUAUCACCACGUCAAAUAUGCUGUUCAGGCUCAAAGAAAGCGUGCAGGCCAUGUCAGACGACGCGAUCUGCGCACAGCUCGGAGAACCCGUUACGGAGGAGGUGAUCACUGCAAGUGGCGAUCCUCCAGGGCCUGACGCGCCCCGUGAACUGGUGGAAUCAAUCCAAGCUUCCCGCUUUAUAGAAUUCUCCUUGGUGCAUGACAGCAUCCUUGUCUCAGACUUUGGGCAGUCCUUCCUCGUUGACGCCAUGCCCGAAGAUUACCAUCCAGCCACGACCAUCCACUGCACCCCUCCGGAAGUCCGCUUCGAUCAAACCAUUUCCUUCGCCUCCGACGUUUGGAUGCUCGCUUGCACCUUGUUCGAGAUCCGCGCUGGAUUCUCUCUCUUCGACUCAUUCCUCAGAAGCGAGAAUCUCGUGUGGAGGCAGGCGGUCGAGAUGCUAGGCAAGCUACCAGAUCCCUGGUGGAACCAGUGGGACGCUCGCAAAGUUUGGUUUGCCGAGUCCGACGGAGAACCCAAACCGGAGGAGGUCCAGAAGGAGGAGGGCGUUCUGCUGGUUGCGCGCAAGUGCACCAUUCGUGACAAGCUGGAGCUCAUCGGCAAGAAGGAGGAGCCUCCUCGAGGAAAGGAUUGGCCGAUGACGGAACCGGAUGAGACGGUCAUGGAGGAGGAGGAAAUCAAGCUACUCCAGGAUCUGCUGCAAAAGAUGCUCAGGUACCGUCCGGAGGAGCGGAUUAGCAUGGCGGAGGUGAUUCAACAUCCUUGGUUUAAUUAUAAAGACUAG